This is a messenger RNA of Lithohypha guttulata, 1383 nucleotides long. RefSeq lists its product as uncharacterized. Lineage: Eukaryota; Fungi; Ascomycota; Eurotiomycetes; Chaetothyriales; Trichomeriaceae. The transcript is spliced from 2 exons. Bases 1 to 1383 code for a protein of 460 amino acids. The record is from RefSeq and is a predicted model, not a curated record.
AUGCAGUACUUUACGAUCGUCUCGUACGUCGCUAUCGGUGCUGGCACGUACGUAUACCGACCCGACCUCAUUCAAAAGCUCUUGCCAGUCGCACCAGUCGCAGUUACUGAGCCUGUCGCUGCAGAAAAGACAACGAGUAAGAAGCAGAAGUUGAAGAAGGCGACAAGUGAUAGGAAUGCAGGCAGUGCGAAUAGCAAUAUGACCGAGAAGAGCUCAGAAGAUUCGAGGACCAGUAAGAAGAGGAAGAUAGUGGGUCCGGUAGGCAAUACGGUUACUGCGGUCGCAGUCGAUGGGACCAAGAAAGAGCUACCUCGAGACACAGAACAUGAUCUGGACGACAAAGAUUUUGCUCGACAGCUAGCCCAAGCACAAGCCGGCACCAACCUGCAGGCCAAGCCGCAGCAAAAGAAUGCUGCACCUACACGAUCGGCAGCAUCGCUACAGGCAGCCCCUGCGCACGAUCGAGUCAGCAACGUUGAGGGACCACCAUCCACUAGCCAAGACAAAAACGAUGGCUGGGCUUCUGUUGAGUCAUCUCGACCAAAGGCGAGUUCCGGAAAGGACGUCUCAGACAUGCUUGAGCCAGUUGCAGCUGGCCCAGCGACCCUUCGAUUAACUAACGUUUCGAGUGAAGCCAAGAAGCCGAAACCACAGACGAAGAAGGAGGAGCCGGCCCUCACAAAGAAACAGCGUCAGCGAGAGGCUCGAAAAGAAGAGACGAAGCGACUACAAGCUGAAGCCAAUGCCAUGGGAGAUAAGUUGAAGAGGGAGCAAAUGCAACGUGCUCGAAUGGCCGAGGGCACCUCCAAUCAGACCAAAGCCAACAAUUUCGCCGCAACAGCAGCACGAAACAUAUGGCAAAACCGAACAUCUACUGGCACAAACGAGCCAACCCAAGCGACAGGGGCUCAGCUUCUCGAUACAUUCGAGCCUACGACUGAGACCAGAGCAUCUGUGCAAACUCAGCCCAUGGAGAACAUCGUCAAUGGCUCGACUAGCAGCGCAAACGUUAAUGCUAUCAAGUCGGAAGUUGGUGAGCAAACCACAAAUGCAUUGGCAGCUUCUGGGCGCGAGAACGGUGCUUUCACCGAGCAAUCCUCUCUGUCUGAAGAAGAGCAAUUGCAGCGUAUCCGAGAGCAGGAGCAGGAGGAUGCCUGGGAGGCUGUCUCGACCAAGAAAUCGAAGAAGAAGGGGAGAAAAGAGGUAGAAGCGAGCAGUGAUACCAGUCCUCCCAGCUCAAGAGCUGCCUCGAUCGCUCCCACCAAGCAGCUGAACGCCACCAAGUCCAACGGUGCAGUGAAGCCUAAGGAGAGCGUAAACCGUUUCGCGACAAUGGAGGUUGUCGAUGUUGGUGGUCUCAGGGAGGACGAAUGGCAAGCUUGA